This is a messenger RNA of Ambispora gerdemannii, 226 nucleotides long. The record is from the annotation of a GenBank genome assembly. NCBI's taxonomy places the organism in Eukaryota, Fungi, Glomeromycota, Glomeromycetes, Archaeosporales, Ambisporaceae.
UACGCCGAAUGGAAUUUCUAUUUCUAAGAGCGAAUCCGUCAAUGUAUUGCAUACUAAAAUCUGGAAUUACUACUUCAACGAGUAUGGAAAUGUUUCUUUUAAUCUUCGUGCAGUCGAUAUCGAACGUAGAGAAUAUGUGUAUAUGGAACCUGAAAAAAAAAUCAGCGAUUAUUUCGAUAAAAGUCCUGCUGAAAUCUCGAUUCAUAUUCUCGUAGAAGAAGCAUAG